AUGUUGAAGAAAGGUAUCCCACGAAGGUACGUGACCUGGUUAAAGAUAUGUAUCGGGAUAUGUCAACAAUUGCGAGGACAUGUGAUAACUAGACCAAUUCAAGAUGAGGUUCCAUGGUGUAUGUUGUUUGCGGAUGAUAUCGUUUCGGUGGAUGAAACUAAAGAUGGGGUUAAUGCCAAGUUGGAGCAAUGGAGGCAAAGGUUGGAAUCUAGAGGGUUUAAGCUAAGUCGGAGUAAGACUGAAUAUUUGGUAUGUCGCUUUGGUACUCAAAGGGGGACAAGUGAUGAAAUGGUGAGUUUGGAUGGAAAGGAAUUGACCAUGAGUAAAUGUUUUAAGUAUCUUACGUCGAUCAUCCAGAAAAAUAAUGGUGACAUUGAUCAAGACGUGGCCCACAGGAUUAAGUCGGGGUGA
Chenopodium quinoa (quinoa) is the source of this 411-nucleotide messenger RNA. RefSeq lists its product as uncharacterized. The coding region runs from base 1 to 411 and encodes 136 amino acids. NCBI's taxonomy places the organism in Eukaryota, Viridiplantae, Streptophyta, Magnoliopsida, Caryophyllales, Amaranthaceae. The transcript has 2 exons. The record is from RefSeq and is a predicted model, not a curated record.